Clonostachys solani is the source of this 792-nucleotide messenger RNA. Lineage: Eukaryota; Fungi; Ascomycota; Sordariomycetes; Hypocreales; Bionectriaceae. The record is from the annotation of a GenBank genome assembly.
AUGGCGUCCGUCAUGAACCGUCAGCGAUCUGGCUCUCUGUACAUCACUAUUUCUAUCCCACCUCUACUCGCAUACCAGAGGCCAAACACCCUUCCAUAUCCUUCCCAUCUUCCCCCGGAUUCUGACGUUACAAACUACGAGCUCGAAUGUGCCCACGGCUUUGCCAAUGAAGAGUUCAGCUGGGGCUUGUACUUUUACCACGACGAAAGCAAAGGCACCUGGUACACUCUCCGACGAGUCUCGCCCCUCAGCAUCGAUCGGACGAUGCCAAUCCCGCCAGCCUUCGAAAUGAUCAAGCAAGAUGUCCCCCUUGCGACCCUCCGCCUGAAUGUCAUGCUCGUCGGCCUCAUCCGCGUCUUCGCCGUGGACCCGGGGGCCAACACAGAUGCCCACAUGGGGGGCUUUGGCUCCUAUCUCGACUGGCUGACUGCCAACCUGGCGAUCCAAGCCACGAGGUCGUUUCUCUGGGUUGUAGGUGCAUACGUGCGAUGCCGGCAGCACGUUGUCAGGGCCCACGGCCUCAGUGACCCCGGCACCUUCGACAUUAGUCGCUUUCUCCACGAGGCCUUGACCUUUGCCUACCUCGAAGUGUGGUACGCCGUCGGUGGGCAGUUACCUCGACCUAUCAUCUCCUCGGAAUCUGGAGCUGCACUCGUGUUGGAUGAAAUUACCGAGGGGAACCGUCCUGGAGAAGUUGAGCAGAAUGCUGAGAAGGACGUCGAGAAAGUCCUCGAUGUCAACGACGAGAGCCAGUGGCCCAAGCUGCCAAUCAGAGCCAAAAAGACCAAGUGA